Messenger RNA from Magnolia sinica, 1007 nucleotides. Its product is annotated as gamma carbonic anhydrase-like 2, mitochondrial. The record is from RefSeq and is a predicted model, not a curated record. The transcript has 2 exons. NCBI's taxonomy places the organism in Eukaryota, Viridiplantae, Streptophyta, Magnoliopsida, Magnoliales, Magnoliaceae. Bases 64 to 813 code for a protein of 249 amino acids.
CGCAACACAGUAUCAUUCCCCGCGAGCCACUGAUCUCCAUUCCUCCGUUUCAGAGAAUCGAAAAUGGCGACUCUGCUUCGCGGCCUCUCCCGCAAAACCCUAACCCUAGCCCUAAAACCAUCAACCCAAUCUCCAUCUCUGCUUCUUUCCCGCCAUCUCUCGGCCACUCCCAACAUCACCCCAUCCUCCGAUCGUAUCAAAUGGGACUACAGAGGCCAACGGAAGAUCAUCCCCUUGGGCCAGUGGCUCCCAAAGAUCGCUGUCGAUGCCUACGUGGCCCCCAACGUAGUCCUUGCCGGCCAGGUCACUGUCUACGAUGGAUCCUCCGUCUGGAACGGGUCCGUCCUCCGCGGCGAUCUCAAUAAGAUCACCGUCGGAUUCUGCUCCAACAUCCAGGAACGCUGCGUUCUUCAUGCUGCCUGGUCGUCACCCACAGGACUCCCAGCUGACACAUCCAUUGAGAGGUUUGUGACAGUCGGGGCCUAUUGUCUACUGCGGUCAUGCACGAUUGAGCCAGAGUGCAUUAUUGGACAGCACUCUAUCCUGAUGGAAGGUUCAUUGGUGGAGACACACUCGAUCCUAGAAGCAGGGUCUGUUGUUCCCCCAGGCAGGAGGAUCCCAACUGGAGAACUUUGGGCAGGCAAUCCAGCAAGGUAUGUCCGGACCUUGACCCAUGAGGAGACCUUGGAGAUUCCCAAGCUGGCAGUUGCGAUCAAUGACCUGAGCCGGAGCCAUUUCUCGGAGUUCCUCCCGUACUCCACGGUUUAUUUGGAGGUGGAGAAGUUGAAGAAGUCUCUAUCAAUUCCUAUUUGAAGAAUUCUUUUGUGUGUGUAUUAAUCAGAUGGAGGUGUCUUUUGAGAAGAAAUAAGCAGAGCCCAAAUACUCUUCUUAGGAGACUUUGAUUCUGGCCCCCCAUUUGUUUUUGUUUUCCCUGGAGUGGACAGUGAAAGAACUGGUUGUAGAUUUUACUUCUAUGGUCAGUGAGUGGGCCAGGUGAGUUCUCUUCA